AUUUUGUAUACAAUGUUGCCUAUUGAACUCCUGAAACUCAACUGUUAAUGGUUAAACAAGUUGCCUUAAAUUUAUUAUAAAUUGCCUAUACAUUUUGACAAUCAGCGAGUAAGUCAAUUCUGUGGAAUAUUUUUACGUCAUCUGCAUACAGUAAGAACUUCACCUGUUUUAAACUGGCAGUGAUAGAGUUUACAAAUAGGCAGAAUAAGAGAGGACUCAGAUGCUCACCUUGUGGCACCUCAGAUGGAACUUUUACAAUAUCAAAACAAGUAUUAUUCAUUAUAACAAAUUGUUUACUGCCCGAUAAAUAAGAAAUUAGGCAAGUCAAAAGUGAGUUACCAAUUCCUAAAUUCAUAAGUUCAUUUGGGAGUAGGUUGUGGUCUACAGAAUCGAAGGUUUUGGAAAAAUCAGCCUAUAAUGAUGUCAACUUGAGAGCAUAGGCGUUUAAAAUUCAAAUGUCUGAUUAAAUUCAUUAAAAUCGCGUAAAUGUUUUGUAGGUAAUUCAAAAAUAAAUAAAUGCAAUUUUAGAUAAUUGUUUACAAGUAUAAGUAAAUCUAAUUUUCAAACCCAAAAUAAUACUAUCAAGUAUGCAUUAAAUUUUCUUGAUAGUAUAAAAUAAGCCUUAAUUAGAUAGGUAAUCAUUUGCAUAUUUUUGCAAAACAAAAAAAACGGUAGGUAAUGAUAUCACCUUUUCUAAGAUUUAUCUGACCAUAUUUUGCGAAAGUACUUCUCUCUAGCUUUCUUUUGGUUUAAUAAAAUGUAUAACCCCGGAUUUCGUUCUAUUUUUUUAUCAAGCGUCUAUAUAGCCAUCACGGACGCAUUACGCUCCGGCACGUCACUAAAUAUGAUUUGUUUUUUAGUGCCGUUUUUUUAAACUUCUUCUCAUGCAUUUUUGCGUAUUUAUUGCCUGCUACUUGCAGUUUUACGCAUUUUAGGAACUACUGGACUCUCUUAUCAAAUAUUACCACCGGAACGUACGCUAUAGUUAACAAUAGCUGGUAAUUCAAUUUGUAGUGUACUGUUGUUACAGUUGUCCAUGUUUUAUGAAUUGAAUUGAUUUUCGAAUACUGUAAACUGUUUAAUUUUUUAUAUUUUAAAUAAAGCUUAUAAUGCCGACCUGGAAUCAAAUUCAAAGCCAGUUAAGAAACCCUCAAAAUCCAGUUGUAUUUUUUGAUAUAACUGUUGGAAGAACGGUAUUUGUUAUUUUUAAAUUAGUCAUUAAAUUUUUCAACUCAGUAAAUAUUAAAUUUAAAUUUGAAAUAUUUAAUUGUACAUUUGUUUAGAACAUUUGUAUACUAAUAAUACUUUGAAAAUGUUUACUAAGUUUCAUAAUUUAAUAAAAUUUUAAAUCUUAAUAAGAACUUAAAAUUUUUGGGUAAUUGUAUAAAUCUCAUUAAACAUUAAUAAAUAAUAAUUGUGUAAGUUUAAAUAAACUAAUUACCAAGUUGUAUUAUGUUAAAAAAGUCUGUGGUAACUAAUACUUUACCAGUUAGUUUCUAUAAUAUAAUAUUUAGUAAUUAGUUUUUUAAUGUUGACACAGGUAAUUAUCACUUAUAGCACUUUGUUUAUGUCAAAAUAUUUUUUUAUUAAUUAUAAAUAUAUAAAAUAUAGGCGCACUUAAAUUUUUUAUUAACUAAUAACAGAAUAAAAGAAAUAUAUAAUCUAAUAAAAGAAAGUUAUUUCUUCCUUCAAGGAAAUUGGUAGAUUAAUUAUGGAAUUAUAUGCUGACAUCGUACCAAAAACUACUGAGAACUUUCGUCAAUUUUGUACUGGUGAACAUAGAAGAGACGGAAUUCCAUUUGGAUAUAAAGGAUGUUGCUUUCAUAGGAUUAUUAAAGAUUUUAUGAUACAAGGAGGAGAUUUUGUAAAUGUCAGUAUAAAAUUUAAAAUGUAAUAUGUACUAUAAUGUAUAUUAUUAUCCCGGUUUUAAAUGCUCUUAUUAUUUGUGCUAAUUUAGGGUGAUGGAACAGGAGUAAUGAGUAUAUAUGGAGCAGAUACAUUUUCAGAUGAAAAUUUUAAACUUAAUCAUGAUGCACCUGGACUUUUAUCAAUGGUAAAUAUAUUUAUUAAUUCAUAUAAAUACAAUGUAUAAUAUCAUUAUAUUUUGUUUACUUAAAAAUAGGCAAACAGUGGUAAGGAUACCAAUGGAUGCCAGUUUUUUAUCACUUGUGCAAACUGUAACUUCUUGGAUGGGAAACAUGUGGUAUUUGGACGUGUCAUUGAUGGAUUGUUGGUUAUGAGAAAAAUUGAAAAUGUUCCUACAGGUCCCAACAAUAAACCAAAAAUACCUAUUGUUAUAUCUCAGUGUGGACAAUUAUGAUAGUUUUAAAGGAGUCAAUUAUUUUUAUAUUUUGAAUAAUACAUGUGGUUUUUAAAAAUAAAAAACCUAAUAAUAAGUUAUAAAAAUAAUUUUGUAUUUCUCAAAUUUAAUCCAUUGUAAGUUUGUUUGAAGUAAACUCUGAAAUUACCAAACUUAAUUUUCAUCAAAUUUAUAUCAAUCUAUUUAGCAAGCUCCAUGUGUUAUUUUUAGGGCCGGAUUUUCUGCCUUGGGACAUAUAUGCUAUACUCUACGAGUAGUCAAAA
Molecule: messenger RNA, 2583 nt
Organism: Cinara cedri
Lineage: Eukaryota; Metazoa; Arthropoda; Insecta; Hemiptera; Aphididae
Source: the annotation of a GenBank genome assembly